Vigna umbellata (rice bean) is the source of this 1106-nucleotide messenger RNA. The record is from RefSeq and is a predicted model, not a curated record. NCBI's taxonomy places the organism in Eukaryota, Viridiplantae, Streptophyta, Magnoliopsida, Fabales, Fabaceae.
CAUAACUAACCGCCAUCAGCAGAAGAACAUAGGAGACGUUGCAGCAGUGUGAGCCAUGAAAUGUUUCUUUGCUCUCUCUCUUCAAUGCGCUAUUGAUUUAAUUGUUGAACUUUAUUUAAUCGCUUCAUGAUUCUUUCUCACUUCAACAACGUUCUUCACGUACCACCGUUUCCUCUCACCACAAAUGUGGCGUCAAAGCUUCUCCAAAUUCGCCAUUAGAGCUUCCGGUUUAGGGUUUCUAACGCGAUCUUUCUCACGCGUGGCGGGAAAGAGGUUCGCUGCGCUGUGGGGGAACGGCGAUUAUGGCAGAUUGGGUCUUGGCAACUUGGAUUCGCAAUGGAAACCCGUCGUUUCCACCGCCUUCCGCAACCAGAACCUUAAAGCCAUUGCUUGUGGCGGUGCUCACACUCUCUUCUUAACAGACUAUGGAUGUGUAUAUGCAACGGGUCUUAAUGAUUUUGGGCAGCUUGGUGUCUCAGAGAGUAAGCACUACUCAGUGGAGCCACUUCGUGUUUUUGGAGAGGAGAAGAAAAUUGUGCAGAUCUCUGCUGGUUAUAAUCAUUCUUGUGCGAUCACAGUGGAUGGAGAGCUUUACAUGUGGGGAAAAAACACAAGUGGGCAGCUUGGACUUGGAAAAAGGGCUCCAAACAUAGUUCCUUUGCCUACUAAAGUAGAAUACUUGGAUGGAAUCAACAUUAAAAUGGCAGCUCUGGGUUCAGAGCACACUGUCGCAAUUAGUGAUGGUGGGGAGGCCUUUAGUUGGGGAAUGGGAGUGUCUGGUAGACUUGGUCAUGGCCACGAGUCAAGCAUCCUAGGAUUCUUCAGCAGUUCCAGGAAAUUGCAUUUGAUCUCAAGUGAUUUGGCUAAAAGACACUUGCCACUUUGUGGUAAAAAAAUUCACACUUCACCUCCUUAUCGUUUCCCUUUUAAGACAUAACAAGCCAUGUGUUAUUUUCCAUCCUUUUUUUAAUGGAGUGUACAUUUUCCCGCCCUUUUAGGAUUUACUAUAAAGUUAUCUAAUUUUCAUUCUUCUGUCGGAGAUUGAUAGUCAUUGUCUCACCCUUUUUAUUACCUUGCACUUACGGGUGAAAAUAGGAUAGAUCGCA